UGCCUAGAAGCCAGCUAACAGACCGGUCAGCCUAAACACACUCAACAAUAUGUCGGGACUGCUUACCGUUGUGAGAAGGACUCCACCGGAGACCUAAACAGGGACUCCCUCAUCAACUGCAUCAACGAGAUCGCCCUCAACACCCCGGACCAGGAGGAGAAGGUUAAGUUUGAGCCCGGGUUGAAGAGAGGAAAGGUUUAUGUACCAAAAUACAAUGAUGAGGAGUUGGCAGCUAUGGCAAAACAAGCGGAGAACGAGGAGUCAAUCAGACUGGACCCGGAGGAGGAAGCUGCCUUGUCUAUAGCUACCCUGGAUGAUAUUAUGGCUCUGGCAGAUAUUCUCAACACUAAUCCUCAAGAUUUUGUAAUGGAAGCAUAUGCUGACCCUCUUCAGUACUUUGAACCAGAUCCACCAAAUACAACUAAACCUGAGGAGAUACUUGAGAAAAUAAAGAAUAAUGAUAGUAAUACUAAGGAUGUUUGUCUGAACAACAUACAAGGAAUGAGUGAGAAGUUAAUCUGUGACAUCUUUGAAGCUAUUCGAGGAAACGAAAAUCUAACCAAGCUUUCAGCAGUCAACUGUGAUAUAAGCGACUUCGCUAUUGCAACCCUUUGCUCAUCCCUGGAACAGAACUCAACCUUGAAAUCUCUAAGUGUUGAGAACAACAGGAUAUCUCCUGAUACUAUUGCAGACCUCUUUGAUUCUAUUUCCAGUCCAAACAACGGACUUAUUGAACUUCGUGUAGCGUCCCAGGCACAGCAAGCUAUGGGAUACCGUGUAGAGUGCAGGAUAGCAGAUGCUAUCAAGAAGAACCCACGCCUCAUGAAGAUCGGGAUGUCCCUUGAGUUCAAGGAGGUUGCAGAGAGAAUUUCAAAACAUCUUAUAUCCAACAUGGACAAAAUUAGGAUCAAGAGACUCAACGAUGGUGUAGCUCCAGGGGCAGGUGUUAAAUGGACUGCUGCUAGAACCCUGGACUAGUUGGAACUACCCAGGACUGGUUGCGUCUACCCAGGACUAGUUGGGACUAUCCAGGACUAGUUGGUACUACCCUGGACUAAUUGGGACUACCCAGGACUAGUUGGAACUACCCAGGAAUAGCUGGGACUACCUUGGACUAGUUGGAACUACCCUGGACUAGUUGGAACUACCCAGGACUAGUUGGGACUACCCUGGACUAGUUGGAACUACCUUGGACUUAUUGGGACUACCCAGAACUAGUUGGGACUACCCAGGACUAGACCAGCUCAAGAGACUAUACUUCAGGACUU
Molecule: messenger RNA, 1268 nt
Organism: Eurytemora carolleeae
Lineage: Eukaryota; Metazoa; Arthropoda; Copepoda; Calanoida; Temoridae
Product: tropomodulin
Biological process (GO): pointed-end actin filament capping; myofibril assembly
Cellular component (GO): myofibril
Molecular function (GO): tropomyosin binding
Source: RefSeq, a predicted model, not a curated record